Messenger RNA from Hermetia illucens (black soldier fly), 809 nucleotides. RefSeq names its product 60S ribosomal protein L13 (gene RpL13). The transcript is spliced from 4 exons. The record is from RefSeq and is a predicted model, not a curated record. Bases 107 to 766 code for a protein of 219 amino acids. Gene Ontology annotation, cellular component: cytosolic large ribosomal subunit; ribosome. Gene Ontology annotation, molecular function: RNA binding; structural constituent of ribosome. Gene Ontology annotation, biological process: translation. Lineage: Eukaryota; Metazoa; Arthropoda; Insecta; Diptera; Stratiomyidae.
GGUUUCGAACAUUGGCAUCCAUCUUUCCAUUGUAGAUUUUGCAUUGGGCAACACAUCUCCUUUUCGAUUUACUUUUGGAGGAAAAGUAUAACAAAAACCAUCCAAAAUGGGUAAGGGAAAUAAUAUGAUUCCGAAUGCUCACUUCCACAAAUAUUGGCAAAAGCAUGUCAAGACGUGGUUCAACCAACCCGCCCGCAAGAAGCGUCGUCAUCAGAACCGCGUCCGCAAGGCCAAGGAGAUUUUCCCACGUCCAGCGGCCGGACCUCUUCGCCCAGUGGUUCGUUGCCCAACAAUCCGCUACCACACAAAACUACGUCUUGGACGUGGUUUCACUGUUGACGAAUUGAAGGGAGCUGGUAUUUCUCCAAACUUCGCUCGUACCAUUGGUAUCUGUGUAGAUCGUCGUCGCCGUAACAAGUCCAUUGAAUCCCGUCAAAGGAACGUUCAGCGACUCAAGGAGUACCGCAGCAAAUUGAUCUUGUUCCCAUUGAACGAGAAGAAGAUCGCCAAGGGUGAAUCCACCGUUGAGGAGACCAAAUUGGCCACCCAACUUAAGGGCAAACUCAUGCCAAUCACCAAGGAGGUGCCCGAAAUUGAGGUCAGGCCUGUCACUGCUGAGGAGAAGAAGUUCAAGGCAUUCGCUACUUUGCGCAAGCAUCGUACUGACGCUCGCAUGGUUGGAAUCCGUGCCAAGCGCGCCAAGGAAAGCGCAGAAAACCCUGACGAUCCAGGCAAGAUUCCAAAGGAAAAGAAAUCUAAGAAGUAAAUUGACCUUUACUGUUUAUUAAUAAAAACAAUUUUAUAAUGGA